Messenger RNA from Durusdinium trenchii, 603 nucleotides. Lineage: Eukaryota; Dinophyceae; Suessiales; Symbiodiniaceae. The record is from the annotation of a GenBank genome assembly.
GUUCCGAACCUUUCCCACUGUGUUUUUGGAGCUGACACAAGCUGGAGCAUGGUGGUCUGGACUUACAACUAGACAGCCAGUUGCCCUUGGGUCCAUCCUGUCGAAGCCAUAUCGUGCCACACUGGCUGUGGCAAUUGAACAACGGGAGGUGCCUUCGUGAUGGAAGAUCUCUUGGACGCGUUGGAUCUGGAGAAGCAGCAGAUUCAGAAGAUGGCGGAUGCUCAUCGUGUGGCCCUUGACCGUUGCAUUCAGGAAGCCUUUGGAAGGAUUCUGGAGAUGAUACAAAGGUCCUUCUCUGGCGAAGGCGAUGUGCCCAAGUCGGAGACGGUUGAAUCAUCUCAACAGGUGGUGGAUCUGGCGGCCACCAAGCUGCCCCGGAAGCCCACAUUGGUUGCACCAUCCCAGACAGAGCAACCAAAUUGGCCGAUCCUCGAUGAAUUCGAACAAGAUUGGACGCGGACACCGGAGGCCUCGGAACGCGUUUUGGCAGUCCCUGCAGUGGUGGACGAGGAGGCCGAACUGGAGAGCAAGAACUGCUUGUCCUUUGACAUUUCGAAGUCUCCGGAGCAUGGCCGGUCACCGGCAAAGGUGGUGCCUUGGUCC